AUUUUGCUCACUUCCGCGUAUUUUCAGCUCAGUGGAUGUAGUUUCGACUUUUGUUUCGAGAAUCAACAUGGGGGCUUGUAUGGCAUUAUGUUCUCUGGCGAGCUGCGCGUCUUGUCUGUGUGGCUCGGCACCCUGUCUCCUGUCCAAAUGCUGUCCGUCCACCUACAACUCCACCGUCACACGGCUGGCCUUCUCCUUCUUCAUGCUGAUGGGAACUCUUGUGUCCAUCAUUAUGAUCCUGCCGGGAAUGGAAACGCAGCUGAAAAAGAUUCCCGGGUUUUGCGUUGGCGGCACGGCGAUACCUGGCAUCGAAAACAAAGUGAACUGUGACAUCAUCGUGGGCUACAAGUCCGUGUACAGGAUGUGUUUCGCCAUGGCCUGUUUCUUCUUCCUCUUCUCCCUCAUCAUGAUCCGCGUGCGAAGCAGCAAGGACCCGCGGGGCUCCAUUCAGAACGGGUUCUGGUUCUUCAAAUUCCUGAUCCUGGUUGGGAUAACUGUGGGAGCUUUCUUCAUUCCCGAUGGAACAUUUAACACUGUCUGGUACUACUUUGGAGUGGUGGGCUCCUUUAUCUUCAUCCUUAUCCAGCUGGUUCUGCUGGUGGACUUUGCUCACACCUGGAACCAGACCUGGGUGGAGUACGCCGAGAAUGGAAACCGCAAAUGCUGGUUUGCAGCUCUGCUUUCAUUCACGUUUUUGCACUAUGCCCUGGCCUUCUCUGCUGUGGUGUUGUUUUACGUGUAUUACACUCAGGCCGAUGACUGUACCGAACACAAGGUCUUCAUCAGCCUCAACUUCAUCUUCUGCAUCAUCGUGUCAGUGGUCUCCAUCCUGCCCAAAGUACAGGAAGCUCAGCCGAGCUCAGGUCUUCUCCAGGCCUCCCUCAUCUCUCUCUACACCAUGUAUGUCACCUGGUCCGCCAUGACCAACAACCCCAACCGUCAGUGUAACCCCAGCCUGCUGAGUUUGGUCAAAGGUGGUCCGACCGCCCCCACGCCCACCAGCGCACCCGGGCAGGCUCAGUGGUGGGACGCCCAAGGCAUUGUGGGAUUGAUUAUCUUCAUCCUUUGCACCCUCUACGCCAGUAUUCGUUCGUCCAAUAACACUCAGGUCAAUAAACUGAUGCAGACGGAGGAGGGUCAGAGGCUGGCACCGGAUGCGGAGGAGGCGUCAGGAGACGAUGGAGUGAGACGUGCGGUGGAUAACGAAGAGGAGGGAGUGACUUACAGCUACUCCUUCUUCCACUUUUGCCUCCUUCUCGCCUCCCUCUACAUCAUGAUGACCCUCACCAACUGGUACCAGCCAGACACAGACUACCAGGCGAUGCAGAGCACCAUGCCUGCAGUGUGGGUGAAAAUCAGCUCCAGCUGGCUGGGUCUGGGUCUCUACCUCUGGACCCUGCUGGCACCCCUCAUCCUCCCCAACCGAGACUUCAGCUGAACUGGUGAACCAGCUCACAACAGUGUGAUCUGUCCGGGUUUGGGUUCGUUCGUGCCUCAUUUCUCUGGGAUUAGGGAAAGAAUAGCCUUAUGAAGAAUAUGCUACGUUUUGUAUUUUUGAAUCUCAAUCUGCUGACCGUAUAAUCUCUCUGUAUCUUUGACGCUUAGUGUGUUCGUGAAGAUAUGGACAUGUAUCGAGGAAACUCUUAAUUAAUCAAUGAGUCAGUACUGUAGUGCUGAACAAAAUGCCUUUAUAAACAUUUAUUCACUAAGAGAAGCAAUAUUUUAUUACCUCUAUGGAAAUUAUUUUAUAGGAAACGCAGUUAUUGUGUUUUUGUUAGGGUAAAAGUUUUCCCCAUGUAAGGGCACUAUUUUCCGAGGUUUCGUUUUCUAGUGGGAAUGUAUCUCUUAAGCCAUUAGAACAGAUUCUGUGCGUGUGCCUUGUUGUAAAUCC
This is a messenger RNA of Chanos chanos (milkfish), 1891 nucleotides long. RefSeq names its product serine incorporator 2 (gene serinc2). The record is from RefSeq and is a predicted model, not a curated record. Gene Ontology annotation, cellular component: membrane. The transcript has 10 exons. Lineage: Eukaryota; Metazoa; Chordata; Actinopteri; Gonorynchiformes; Chanidae. The coding region runs from base 68 to 1438 and encodes 456 amino acids.